This is a messenger RNA of Archocentrus centrarchus (flier cichlid), 8864 nucleotides long. It is a transcript of the gene ptprbl, whose product is annotated as protein tyrosine phosphatase receptor type B, like. The record is from RefSeq and is a predicted model, not a curated record. Gene Ontology annotation, biological process: peptidyl-tyrosine dephosphorylation involved in inactivation of protein kinase activity; angiogenesis. The transcript is spliced from 33 exons. Gene Ontology annotation, cellular component: signaling receptor complex. Lineage: Eukaryota; Metazoa; Chordata; Actinopteri; Cichliformes; Cichlidae. Gene Ontology annotation, molecular function: cadherin binding; protein tyrosine phosphatase activity. The coding region runs from base 341 to 8500 and encodes 2719 amino acids.
AAACCUCAGUGUUUGUGUGAUCUGAAAAAAAAAGCUGAUGUGUAUUUUUUAUGAACUCUCUUUGGAUCGUUGACCCUCCCUGAUUCGUGUCCCACAUCGUCUGUAAACUUUAAGUCUUCAUUGAUCUGCCGCUGCGUGUUUUCUCCUCCAGCUUUACUCGAACUCUGAACAUCUGGGAUGUCCUCUGGUAUUUCCGACGGCAGCGGCACCAACAACUCCUUCGCUCUGAAACAAUUGAAUAGAAGGAAGCGCUGCUCGCUGACUUUUUCCUCCCACAGAGACACACUUCCCUUCAGCCCUUCAGUCGAGCUCGAGUGAGGCUGGAGGACGCAGGAGGAACAUGGAGGUCCCGCUCCUGCUUUUCUUUCUGCUCUGGAGAUCCAGCUGUGUGCACACAUCUCCAAGCUCCUCCAUCUAUUCUUCAUCUACACCGCCAGACCUCAAUGACCCCGCCCACACUGUCAGGAGUCCUCAAAACACUGUGAUGGACAAUCUGUUAUCUAAUACAGAACCGACCCAGAGAAACGCCUCCAACAUCCACAGUUCAACCACUGAUGGAGCUUCACCACCCAUGAACAUCACCAAACAUCUACCUGCACAUUUAGAUCCAGAUGCUUCCCCACCAGUCACUCACCUGUCCGAUUUAAAUGGCUCAUCUGGCACAGCUGCGUCUAGCACUGACCAAUCAGAUGCAUCGGAGAGCUCAUCACUUAGAGGUGACCACCUGUUCAGGUCUGAGGCUGCCACGGCAUCGUAUGGCUCAUCAUCUUCUGUGACUGGAAACCAGUCCGAGUCGACCGGAGGUGGAGGCGUGACGCUGGGUUCCUCACAGGUGAGCACACGUGGAGCAACAGACAUCACACCUGAGGUCUCUUCUGCAGGUGGAUCUACACACCAAACAUCUGGAACACAUUCAGACAGCACCGCCUCAGCUCCACCCACCACCGCUUCUCCACCAUCUGCAUCCAGCACAGGCACACAUUCAUCAGUCAGGACCCACAGCCAGACGCCGCCCACAGACACAGGCUCCACCCUUCAUCCAAAUACCUCGGACAGUCUGACUGAAGGAGCAACACUAACAGGUGAGGAGGUGUCUGCAAGCAGCGCCUCAGCUCCAUCAGGCCCACUGAGUCCAACAAACGCCAGCACCACAGCGGCUGUAACUACACCCUCUACAAGCAGCAUAACAGUCCCUGUUGCAUCUACAACCAUCAAAACCACACCUCCUACAACUGCCAGUACCAUCACACCCACCACAGCCACAGAGACUGCAGCCACGGCAUCCAUAACAACCCCCACAACAACACCAGCAACCACACCCACAACCAUCACAUCUCCAGCUACAAUGACCACCAUGACAUCCAUCAUUAAAACCACCACCCGUACCGCCACACCCGCGUCAACUGCAGAAACCACAUCCACAACCAUCACACCACCUCCAGCCACAAUCACCAAAACCACGCUGUCCACUGCUCCCAGUACCAGUUCCCCCGCUACAGCUGCAGAUACUACAACCAUCAGAAGCGUCAUAACAACCUCCGGUACAACUACCCCACCUACAUCUGCCACAGCAGCUCCCACUACAACUACCCCACCUACAUCUGCCACAGCAGCUCCCACUACAACUACCCCACCUACAUCUGCCACAGCAGCUCCCACUACAACCACCCCACCUACAUCUGCCACAGCAGCUCCCGCUACAACUACCCCACCUACAUCUGCCACAGCAGCUCCCGCUACAACUACCCCACCUACAUCUGCCACAGCAGCUCCCACUACAACCACUCCACCUACAUCUGCCACAGCAGCUCCCACUACAACCACUCCACCUACAUCUGCCACAGCAGCUCCCACUACAACCACUCCACCUACAUCUGCCACAGCAGCUCCCACUACAACCACUCCACCUACAUCUGCCACAGCAGCUCCCACUACAACCACUCCACCUACAUCUGCCACAGCAGCUCCCACUACAACCACUCCACCUACAUCUGCCACAGCAGCUCCCACUACAACCACUCCACCUACAUCUGCCACAGCAGCUCCCACUACAACUACCCCACCUACAGCUGCCACAGCAGCUCCCACUACAACUACCCCACCUACAGCUGCCACAGCAGCUCCCGCUACAACCACCCCACCUACAUCUGCCACAGCAGCUCCCGCUACAACCACCCCACCUACAUUGGCCACAGCAGCUCCCGCUACAACCACCCCACCUACAUCUGCCACAGCAGCUCCCGCUAUAACUACUCCACCUACAUCUGCCACAGCAGCUCCCGCUACAACUACCCCACCUACAUCUGCCACAGCAGCUCCCGCUACAACCACCCCACCUACAGCUGCCACAGCAGCUCCCGCUACAACCACCCCACCUACAGCUGCCACAGCAGCUCCUUUUAUAACCACCCAAACCACACCGACCACAACUGGCAGUACUCCGACCCCUGCAGCAACAGCCACAACUCCUCCAGCAACAACCAUGCUUCAAACCACCACGACCAAGCUCACCUCCACCACACCUGUCCAGACCUCCGAGAGUCCCCUGUGCUCCGCAGACCUGAAGCAGACCAGCUCCAGCUCGGACUUCGUUGUGGUGAAGGUAACCUCGGCCAGUCUGUCCUGUAACUUUAGCCUGUUCAUCGGGCCAGAAGUACAGGCUAAAGUUACAGGCCACUGUGAGCCUGAUGGAGAGACCAGCAGCAACACCAUCUGUAAUAUAACUGGGCUCCAACCUGGGACUCUGUACCAGCUGACAGCGAUUUCCAGGAAGGAUGGAAAGAGGAGCCACGGGGCAGUGCAAACAGACCCAGUCGGCCCAGCUCAUUUGGACGUCCAGCUGGGCCAGGGUCAGGCUAUUUAUAAGAGUCUGUCUGCGGUUAUGAGGGUGUCCUGGCCUCCCUCUGCUGGCCAUGUGGACUGGUACAAUGUGACUCUGGAGGACAUGAGCAGCGGAUCCCAGCAGAGCACCAGAAUCAUGGGCUCUGCAGCCCCCCAGGCUGAAUUUAACUCCCUGAUCCCCGGGACGCUGUACAAAGUCAGUGUGGUGGCUUCAGCUGGGAACAGGAGCGCCACACCUGUCCACACAAUGACAACUACAGCUCCCUCCCCAGUGGACGGCCUACAGGUGGCUUCCUUAUCCUCGCACAGCCUCAGUGUGUCCUGGCGGAUCAGCUCGGGCCGGGUGGAGAAAUUCAGGGUUCUGCUGAUGGAUCAGGACAGGCUUCUGCUGAAGAACAUCACUCUGAAGAACAGCAGCACCUCAGUGGAGCUGGAAGGCUUGCAGCCUGGGACCCGCUACACCAUCACAGUGGUAACAGAGGCGGUCGGCCUGCAGAGCGCCGCCUCCACAGAGGCUGUAACAGUCCCAGCAGCUGUGACAGAUCUGCUCCUCGAAAACAACAAUAGCUCAGACAGUCUGCGGGCCUCCUGGCACCCACCUGAAGGAGGAGUGGAGUCCUACUUAGUGACCCUGAGAGCUCUGGGAUCUGCCCCCCAGCAGCACCACCUUCCCCCCAACAUUACCCAGAGGGUGUUUGAUGGUCUGACCCCCGGACGGAGCUACGAGGUGUCAGUCAGCUCCUCAGCAGGAGGUCAGAGCACCGAGAGCAGGAGCACGGGGAGGACAGUGCCUGACCAGGUGUCGGCGCUCUCCAUGUCAGGUGAUGCUCGAACACUGCGGCUCAGCUGGUCGCCUCCCAGAGGAGACUGGGAGAACUACAACGUCCUCCUGAGGAACGGCUCGGCGGUUCUGGCGAACGACACCGUCGGUAGGGAGAGCAGACAGCACACCUUCUCCGUCCUCGGCCUGGUCCCGGGACGACUCUACAGCGCAGAGGUCACAGUUCACAGCGGCAUGCUGGGUAACGCGGCGCGCUGCAGCGUGCGGCUGGCGCCGCGGCCCGUGCAGCAGCUGCUCGUCCGUCAGGCUGAUGAAACGUCGCUGAGCGUCCUGUGGACUCGGCCGCUCGGACAGUGGGAUGGCUUCACGGUGGUCCUUCGGCGGGCAACCGCCGCCGCUGUCGUAGCUCAGAGGGUCCUCAGCUGGGAGGCCAAAGGGUACACUUUCAACAGCCUCACACCUGGAGGCCGGUACAUUGUUACCGUGACAACCAACAGUGGGAACCUGAGCAGCUCCGCUUCUGUGACAGCACGGACCACUCCGGCUCAGGUCAGCGGGCUGCAGCUCUCCAACCUCGGAAGCACCGACAGCCUGCAGGCGCGGUGGGAACCAGCCUCCGGACAUCUGGACUCCUACCAGGUCCUGCUGGUCUACGACAGCAGUGUCAUCAAGAACGAGAGCGUGAUGGCCAAUACCAGCAGUGUCAACUUCCAGGCUCUAAGACCAGGAGCUCUGUACCGGGUGGUGGUUACCACAGUCAGAGCCGGACACGUGUCCAGACAGAUGGUGGCUGAGGGACGCACCGUGCCGGCUGCGGUGAGUGAUGUCAGGGUCAGUAACAACGGACGCACGGACUUCCUCAGUGUGUCAUGGAGUCAGGCUGCAGGUGAGGUGGACAGUUACCUGGUGACCUUGAGUGACCGGGAGAGGACCCUUCACACUCUCGCCGUGUCCAAGUCGAGCCCCGCAUGCGUCUUCAACUCACUGGUGUCCGGACGCCUCUACAACAUCUCCAUCACCACCUCCAGCGGCCCCUACCAAAACCACACCUUCAUCCAGGAGAGAACCCAGCCAUCGAAGGUCCAGAGCCCCACAGCGACCCACAAUGCCUCGGACGACUACCUGAAGGUGUACUGGCGUCACGCUGCCGGAGACUUCGACCUGUACCAGGUGUUCAUCAAACACAGCAACGUGUUCCUGCAGAACAAGACGGUGCCGAAGACGGAGCACACGUGUGUGUUCACCAGCCUGGUGCCCGGCAGGCUCUAUACGGUGCUGGUGACCACGUGGAGCGGGAAAUACGAAGCUAUCGCCUCCACCCACGGCAGCACAUUCCCGGCGGCAGUGCGUUCCCUUACUCUGGCUGGGCGGGGCACCGAGGACCUGCGGGUGACGUGGUCGGCAGCUCCGGGUGACGUGGAUCACUACGAGGUGCAGCUGCUGUUCAGCGACAUGAAGGUGUUUCCUCCCAUCACUCUGGGCAGCGGCGUGAGGGAGUACGUCCUGUCGUCGCUCAUGCCUGGACGGCGCUACAAGAUCAUAGUUUCUACCUACAGCGGGACCAAUCAGAAGGCCCAGUUCAUAGAGGGACGCACAGUUCCCAGUAAAGUGAAGAACAUCCACGUCAGCAACAGUGGAGACAGCAGCAGUCUGAAGGUGAGCUGGACUCCCGGUCCAGGCGACGUGGACGGAUUCUCCGUGUUUCUGUACAGAGAGAGCCGACAGCUGAGCGUCCGAAACGUCCUCAAACACCAGAACGAGGUGACGUUCGGCUCCCUGCAGCCGGGCCAGAUGUACACCAUCAUGGUUCAGUCUAUGAGCGGAGAGCUGCUGAACAACAACACUGUCACAGGGCGCACAGUCCCCUCUGCAGUGACGGGGCUCCAGGUGGACUCCCUCCACUCCACCUGUAGUCUCCAGGUGAGCUGGCAGGAGGCUCUGGGCGUGGCUGAUGGAUAUGUCCUGCAAGUUCUGGAUGAAAGAGGCAGUCUGUUGAGAAACGCCUCUCGGCCCUUUGGACACACCCAGCACCAGUUUGACGGCCUCAUCCCAGGAAAGAAGUAUCGAGUCCUGGUCCAGACUACCAGCGGCGGGGUCCACAGCGUUGGUGUCAUCGCUGAGGCUCGGACAAACCCGGCCGUGGUCACCAGUCUGACCGUCUCGGCAAACACCACCACCAGCCUGUCCUUCCAUUGGUCUCCACCAGAGGGAGACUUUCAGCUGUAUGAAGUUUUUCUGUAUGAUGGUGACGACCGGCUCCAGGAGAAAAAGCGAGUCCAGUCCAACAGUCAGCAAUACUCCUUCCAGGGUCUCAGACCUGGAGCUCCUUACAAGAUGUUGAUCCGGAUCCACAGCGGAGACCAGACCAACCCGACCUCCAUUGGUGCCAGGACAGUUCCGGCAGUCGUGGCGUUCCUGAAGGCUCAGAGUGGAAACCAGUCUGACUCUCUGUGGGUGAACUGGGAGCGUGGCGAUGGCGAUCUGAGUGGAUAUCAGCUGUAUCUCUACAACCCCAACGGCUCUCAGCAGGCCGUACAUCAGGUGGGCUCAGAAGCCACGGAGUUCGUCUUCUCGGGCCUCGUACCGGGUCGCCUGUACCGAGCCGAGGUGCUGAGCCAGAGCGGCGAGCUCAGCAACAGGGCGAGCACGCUGGGCCGGACAGCUCCCAAACCACCAGCCUCCAUGUUGUUCAGGGGGGUGACCAACACCUCCCUGGAGAUCACAUGGAGUGGCCCCGUGGAUUCCGACUACGACGACUUUGACCUGCAGUGGACUCCUCGGGACCGACUGUCCAUCAUCAAUCCGUACCACAGCCGGACCUCCGGCAGCCGCAUCCUCAGGGGGAUGUUCCCCGGACGACGCUAUAACUUCAGCCUCCGCACCGUCAGUGGGGCCACAGAGUCCGGGGCCACGCCCACCUACAGCACAGCCAUCCACAACAGCAUCCGCACCAAGCCAGAGAGAGUCCACAGCCUCCACUGCCGCCCUCAGAGUUCCACCUCCAUCUCUUGCUCCUGGGCAACCCCACAGACUGACUACGACUCCUAUACCAUCGAGUGUCUCCACAAGGACUCCCACACCCUGAUCUACUCCAGACUUAUCGGACGGGACUCCACCAGCUACAUCAUCACCCAGCUGGAGCCUCACAAACACUACACGGUCUCUGUGAAGGUCAUCUCUUAUGGGACGACCAGUGAGGAGGCUCAGGACAAUGUGGUCACCAUGAUCGACCGUCCUCCCAUGCCUCCCACCAGCACCCGGAUCAGUGAGCAGUCUGCUGUGGUCACCAAGUCCUCCAUCUCUUUCCAGUUUAACUGCAGCUGGUUCAGUGACGUCAAUGGAGCUGUCAAGUACUUCACCGUGGUGGUGACCGAGUCCAAAGGUGUUGGCACCAUCCAGCCGGAGCAGCAGCACCCGCUGCCCUCCUACCUGGACUACACCUCCAACAGCUCCAUCAGGUCCUACCAGACCAGCUACUUCCCCAGCUCGUGCACUGAGAGCCCUGACAGCACCACCCACAGCUUUAACAUCAGUUUGGGGAGUGGGAUGGACUUGCUAGGGGGUGCCUGUGAUUCCAGAAGUUUACACAGGGACCCAGAGUCCAGAGGAGACCUGAACCACUUCUGCGAUGGACCCCUGAAGCCAAAGACUACCUACAGGAUCAGCGUCCGAGCGUUCACUCAACUGUUCGAUGACGAUGAUGCGAAGGACUCGAGCGUCUCGUCUCCUCUGUUUACUGACACCUACCUGUCGCAGCCCAUCGUCACUGAGGCCGAGCCUCUGAGUGGCGUCAUUGAAGGAGUGAGUGCUGGACUCUUCCUCAUUGCUGUGAUUGUGGGAAUCACCGCUCUGUUUGUCUGCAGGCACAGAGCUCGCAAAGUGGAGGAGGAGAGGCCCGAGGUCAGGAUAAAUAUGAGGCGCGAGAGAGCAGCAGCUGCAGGGAACCAGCUGGGGGUCAGAGGCAGCCGUCGGAUCUCCAGUCCCAUUAAAAUCGUCAACUUUGAGCCUCACUACAGCAAACUGCAGGCUGACUCCAACUACCUGCUGUCAGAGGAGUACGAGGAUCUGAAGGACGUUGGUCGUAAUCAGCCUCUGGACUCAGCUCUGCUGCCGGAGAACCGUGGGAAGAACCGAUACAAUAACAUCCUGGCCUACGACUCAACGAGGGUCAAGCUGUCCUACAUCGAUGACGACCCCUGCUCCGAUUACAUCAAUGCCAGCUACAUCCCAGGUAAUAACUUCCGGCGGGAGUACAUCGCCACACAGGGUCCCCUGCCAGGAACUAAGGAUGACUUCUGGAAGAUGGUUUGGGAGCAGAACGUACACAAUGUGGUGAUGGUCACCCAGUGUGUGGAGAAAGGAAGGGUGAAAUGCGAUCACUACUGGCCGUUCGAUCAGGAUCCUCUGUACUACGGAGACCUGAUCGUACAGAUGCUGUCAGAGUCGGUUCUGCCCGAGUGGACGAUCCGAGAGUUCAGCAUCUACAGCGAGGAGCAGCUCGGCUUCAGCCGCCUGGUUCGUCAGUUUCACUACACGGUGUGGCCGGACCAUGGCGUCCCAGAGACCACUCAGUCCCUCAUCCAGUUUGUCCGAACUGUCCGGGACUACGUCAACAGGACUCCAGGAUCUGGACCCACUGUAGUCCACUGCAGUGCUGGCGUGGGCCGGACGGGGACUUUCAUCGUCCUGGAUCGAGUGCUGCAGCAGAUGGACGCCAAAGACACGGUGGAUAUCUACGGUGCCGUGUUUGACCUGCGACUCCACCGAUCACACAUGGUGCAGACUGAGGUGCAGUACGCAUACCUGCAUCAGUGCGUCAGAGAUGUCCUCAGAGCCAGGAAGCUACGCAGCGAGCAGGAGGGCAUGCUCCGGAUGUGAGCCAACGCUGACCCUGACCAUAACGAUUGUACUGACAGCUGAGCCGUUGCCGAGCUCUCCAGAGAAACGUGUCCAUUUAUUUUUCUACAGUGUUCAUAUGUCACAGAGAAAUGUUUAUAACUUUAAUUUGUUCUAAUUUAUGUUCAGCUGUGUGAUUCUGUCUGUAUAGAUUAUCUAUAGAUUAUCUGUUUUAUUAUCUCCUGUGUGUUUGAUCUGCUGGCAUGUCAGCUCAAGUUUCUUCAGGUAGCGUUUCUGUCGUCCUGCUGUUAUCUCUGUCAUGGAUCACAUGAUGGUUACCUGUACUCGUACCUGUACUCUUCUGUAUGUGAGCAGCUUAUUAAACACACAGCACAAAAAUAACAAA